GCUGCCGUGACUCAGAAGGAAAGCUGCAUGAAUUUAAUUCCAAGUGGAGGACUGAUGAGUGCUAUGAUUGCUCCUGUUCCAGGCGAGGAAUUGCCUGCUGUGCUAGCUUUGGAACACCAGUUGGCUACGAUAAAGAGAAAUGUUACCGCAUUUUCAACAAGGAGACCUGCACUUUUAAAGUAGUGGAGAAAGAUGAUCACUCAAAAGAAUGCCAAGUCCAUGAGUGGGUGGGCUAA
This is a messenger RNA of Eurypyga helias (sunbittern), 236 nucleotides long. RefSeq names its product beta-microseminoprotein J1-like. The annotation marks the transcript as partial. NCBI's taxonomy places the organism in Eukaryota, Metazoa, Chordata, Aves, Eurypygiformes, Eurypygidae. The record is from RefSeq and is a predicted model, not a curated record. The transcript is spliced from 2 exons.